AGCACUCCAGAUAACCUAUUUUAAUGAAAACAUCUUAUGCAUAAAUGAAGUAAACAGAAAGCAAAACUAAACGUGGGUAAAAAUGGGUGUGUAGAUAAAGUUUUAUUGUCGACACUAGAAACCUUGCUCUCUUGAUAAGUUCGAUUAACGUGAUGGCGGUGGUGGUUGACAAAUAUAUCUUGACCGAGGCGCUCUCUGCCAUUCUGGGAGUCACUGUGAAAUUGCAGUCAGACUGUAAGGAUUUAAAUGGAGCCAUUCAACUGCAUAUUACCAGUCUUACAACUCUGGCCCUUCUUGGUUAUGAUGCGUUCAUGCUUGUGGUCCAGCCUGUGAGUUAUAUAACUUCUUUACUGACGGGGUGGUUUAUUGGUGAUCAGAAAAAUUCCCAAGAAACCCCGAAAAACGAAAGCGCGAGCUCUUCUCUCCGGAAGGAAUUAUUUGUGAUCCCAGAUGACUUUUUCGACCAAAAGUUUGACUUUGACUUCACAAACAUGUCCGAGUCAAAGUCUGAUGAGUGCAUGCGCGGGGACGAGCCGUACAAGCGCCCCUACGGGUGGAUGCGCUUCGCGCUGAAGGUGCGGGACAAAUACCCGGACGGGAACGCUUGGCUGGGAACAGGAGGAUGGAGGAGCCGUUCCGCGCCCGGUGAGUGGCCAGUCUCCUACCACGGAACCGACUUACAAGGAGCUGCGGGAAUCAUACAGACGCAGUAUACUGCGGGAGACCGUCAGGCUUACGGAAGAGGGAUUUAUUCAUCUCCUGACAUCAACGUAGCAGAUGUGUUCGCAAAAACCAAGAACUUCAUUUCGCAAAAGAAGUCAUCAUGCAGAACAGAAUCAACCCCAAGAAGAGGGAAAUCAAGAACAAGGACAUCUGGUUGGUCCCUAUCCCUGAAGGCACAUCAGCUGAGAAAGAGAAAGAAAUCGUGGAAAAUUCAAUCCGUCCUUACGGCCUCCUGCUUAAAAAGGUGCAAGGCCAACAGUAGGCCUUGUUGGGCAAUUUGACCCCACUGCUAAAACAAUAUAACAAAUCAAAACGAAUAACUGGCGAACAUCUACACUGCUAAUUCAUUGCAUUUAUACUUAUUUUAUAUUAGUGGUUCAUUUUUAAUGGAGAAUGAUUAUCAAUGUCAUUUAGUCAAUGUUAAGAAUAUUUGUCAGGUUAUGUCAUUGGGUCUUUAAAACACCAGAUAGUUAAACACUUCUCAUGCAGCUUUUUCUGUUGUAUCCCUAAUUACAAUGGCGUUACUGUGGCAUGUGGACUGCGAGGGGUGGAAAAUCUAAUGACCCAUGCAGUUUAUGGCUUGACAUACACAUUCAUAUCCAUGAACAUGUGAAACAGUUGCAUUACCAUGAAGUAAUCAUCUAUACCAGUGGUUCCCAAACCUGUCCUG
Molecule: messenger RNA, 1393 nt
Organism: Ctenopharyngodon idella (grass carp)
Lineage: Eukaryota; Metazoa; Chordata; Actinopteri; Cypriniformes; Xenocyprididae
Exons: 2
Coding region: 153-1004 (283 amino acids)
Source: RefSeq, a predicted model, not a curated record